Messenger RNA from Medioppia subpectinata, 900 nucleotides. NCBI's taxonomy places the organism in Eukaryota, Metazoa, Arthropoda, Arachnida, Sarcoptiformes, Oppiidae. The record is from the annotation of a GenBank genome assembly.
AUGGAGGAGAUAGUGGCCGCAGUGGACGGACUCACGUUCGACAUCGAGCGCGAUCUGGAGGAACAGAUCGGAGCCCUACCGCUGCCGUUCCCGGGUAUGGACAAGUCGGGUGCGGCCACGUGUUUGUUCCACUUGCGCGGGUCGUGCGCGCGGGCGGCGAUGUGUCCGUACCGGCACAUCAAACCCGACCGGACAGUGGUGUGCAAGCAUUGGCUGCGAGGGCUGUGCAAAAAGGGCGACCUCUGCGAGUUCCUGCACGAGUACGACAUGAGCAAAAUGCCCGAGUGCUACUUCUACAGCCGCUUCCACGCCUGCAGCAACAAAGAGUGUCCAUUCCUCCACAUCGACCCGGAGAGUAAGGUGCGGGACUGCCCGUGGUAUGACCGCGGCUUCUGCAGACACGGCCCCAACUGCCGCCACCGACACACCCGACGCGUCGCCUGUUUGAACUACAUCUGCGGCUUCUGUCCCGACGGACCCGACUGUAAGUUCGUUCACAUGAGGUUUGAUUUGCCCAUUAGUGCGGAUCAGCUGCAGGUGAAGAAGGGCUCCGUUGUGUGUCACUAUUGCAACGAAACCGGGCAUAAGAUAUAUCAGUGCCCGUCGAUGACCGCUGAACAGCGCGAAGAAGCGAUUCAACACAAACUGAAUCAACUGCAGGAACAGCACGCGGCCGGCGGUGGCGGCGGACAGCCGGGUGUCGGGCAUCACAAUCAGCUCAAUCAGAACGUACCGAUGGUGCAGAUGUCGUCGGUGGCGAUGGCGCCCAAUCAUCACCAGAACAACGUUCACGGCAUCGAUAAUCACUACAACCACUUCGCCGGACAUCACGGCAAGAGUGGCGACCAAAGAGACACCGCCGGCACUGCCAUCAGCGCCACUGCCAUCAACGCCACGUGA